AUGGGAGACUCCGGUUCAUGUAGGCCUUUGGGGUUUCUGAUUGGGCUGCCCUUUGCUUUCCUUUCUCUUCUCAUUUCUCUUGUUGGUGUUGUCGUUUGGAUUAUUGGGUCUGUGUUGAGUUGCAUGUGCCCUUGUUGCAUAUGUUUUGCUGGUAUUGCAAAUAUGGCAAUUAGCAUCGUCAAGCUUCCUGUAAAAAUAAUCGAAUGGUUUGUUGAUUUAAUUCCUUGCUAA
This is a messenger RNA of Morus notabilis, 231 nucleotides long. RefSeq lists its product as uncharacterized. Bases 1 to 231 code for a protein of 76 amino acids. The record is from RefSeq and is a predicted model, not a curated record. Lineage: Eukaryota; Viridiplantae; Streptophyta; Magnoliopsida; Rosales; Moraceae. The transcript is spliced from 2 exons.